Phytophthora sojae is the source of this 2019-nucleotide messenger RNA. RefSeq lists its product as hypothetical. The transcript is spliced from 5 exons. The coding region runs from base 1 to 2019 and encodes 672 amino acids. The record is from RefSeq and is a predicted model, not a curated record. NCBI's taxonomy places the organism in Eukaryota, Oomycota, Peronosporomycetes, Peronosporales, Peronosporaceae.
AUGGAUUCACCCCCCUCCGAGGAGAAAAUCAAGUUGGAUCAGGCUGUGAACGCUGGACCGAACAAUGGCAGUGGCAACCAGUUGCGGAUCGACUUCUCCGUCGUUAAGAUCCUCGCCGUGGCUCUAUUCAUCGUUGGAGUGACAGGGUUGGUUCUCGCGUUCUUUUCGGGCAAUGGAGCUAGUUUCUUUUCCGUCGAGGUCGGCGAAAUCAACGACGUGGAGCGUAAAGAGCUGCUGGACAAGUACAAUUCGAGGAUGAGCAACUUCAUGUCGGCCGUCAACAAAGCCAUCGAGGUUGCUGUCGAACCGCUGGUCGCCGUGGUUCUAUUGUGUCUGGGUGCCAAAUGGUUUACUAAAAGCGAGACGGGUUUCUGGCUGGGGGUGGCCCCAACACUUGCGGAGGCUGCUCUAGGGGUCUUGAUAUGCAACAGGCCGACCUCGGUGAAUGUCCAGCUAGUUCCGGGACGGACCCAUUUGUGGAUUGUGGCGGAAGACUUGGCUGUGACCGUUCCAACAUACGACAGCUCUGCGUGGAACCCAUCGCUGAUCGAGAGAGCCCUCAACAAUUCGGCACUGAACACCAUCUUGCGCACUCGAUACACCCCGGUCAAAAACGUUAGAUUCACGUGCGAGAACCAUGCUGAGAGUCUGCUUCCAAUAGUCGGAGCGCUGGUCGAGCCCCCACAGGUCGUGUUUGGCUAUCCUGAGAGCACUUGGCUGCUGGACGCCCUGCCGACGGCUAUCGAACCAAAGGAGACAUUCGAGCUUCCUGUUCGCGGUGACGUAAGUGAUAUGGAUUUUGCUUUUUCUGCUCAACUUGAGACGGCUCAGUUGAUGUAUAUCACGGCUCUGAUGGAGUUGUUUGAUAAUCUUGGAGAUCUUUGGGGUUUAACUUCGAGCGGCUGCUGGAACGCGACCUAUGAAUCUGAAUAUGACGAGGACCUGACUGUUGGGGAACUGAUGGCAUUUGCUGGCGAUAAGUUCAUUCCAGCCGCAUCCAUGAUGCUGCACGAUCUCCUGGGAAAAGCGGCGAACAUCGUCGUGGGUGAAGUUGGUGCAGCCUACCACAUCCACGAACUUGCAGACUCUCUCACCUACACGUCGUUUACCUUGACAUUCCGACCCGAGCACGAAGCUAUGGAUUUUGAAUCAGGGUGCGCACUGUUCCUUUCAUCUCUCGGCAAACGAAUCAGUGAUAAACACUUCAACUUAACGGUGGUCGGUGAUGAGCCGAACAUCGUCGCAUCGGAACUUCGUACAACGUACUCACUCACGAUUGGUGUUUUUAACUGGACCUCGGAGGAUUUAGCUGCUGCCUUCGAAGCCGGCUGCGCCGACGAAUUUUCGAACUGCUAUGGCGUUCGGCUCAGCACCGAUUCGCUAAAGCAGCAGAGCAAGAUACUCCUCGCUAGUGAAAGCAGCAUAACCGAUUCCCUACACGGCAGCAUUGAUUUAGGAGUGAUGUUUCCCGGCAACUUGGUUCUUUUUUCGUAUGGUAAUAUGGAAGCCGGAGACUACCUUACCACCGUCGACCCAUUGUCGUGCUCCUUUCAAGCCGAUUCGUACAUCAACAACACUGUGGCAAACCAUUUGUUCGCCGAGGAAAGUCUACAAAUGAGCUACACCGCGGGGUUCCACUUCCUCUUCAAAGCGGCCGUGUUGCACACGAUUUCCUCCAAUGAUGGCCGAUGGGUCCCCGAUUUUAUCGGUAACAUCAACGUCUUCGUAACGCAAGUAUCUAUUCCAUUCAUUAACUGCAUCAUAUCGGUCGUUGGCUGCUCUGCGCUAUUGGCUCUCAGUAUUGCGGUUGUCGUCACUACCAAGCGUGGCAAGUCCGUUAUCGAGUCCAACAGUUCUGUUCCCGUGCUUGCUGGAGCUAUGUCGGACACCGGCAAAUUCCCACGGUUGCUGCUUAACCUUUCGCUUGAACUACCUGCCACAGAAGGAGCCCAGGCGCGUUUGGUUGGGCUUGAUGAGGUCGAGAUAGCGGCUGCAGAAUUUGUAGAGAAAAAGCCUUGA